AUUGAAAACGUGAAGGCAACAUCUGAAUGAGAAAUGGGAAUAUAGGAGGUUAGGUGCGUUCCUUGUACUUCAAUUGCUGUGCUUUGCUUUCAGGUACGUUUUCAACAGGAGCGCGCAGUCUACCUAAGUCUAUGGAGUUGUUGACGCAUUCCUAACCUCCAACAUGAUGUCGCGAAUGCAGGUUUUAUACGAUUUAACAGGAAAUUCCAUGAAUUCUCGCGUUCGGCUAAUCCGAUAAUAAUCCGGAUUAAGGAUAGGGCCAUCGUAAAACGAAAUCGAUUCGCACGUCGCUCGGUGCGGCCGGCUGAGACCAGCUGAGACUCAUGCCUUGACAGCUAUGGAGGAUCAGAUUCACUCGGAGUUGAUUCUGAAGGAGGAGCAAGACGAGGACGAGAUCAAGGAGGGCCGAUGCUCCGCCGAGAGCGAGAAGAGCGUCACCCCCGGCGGGGCCUCGAUCGGGAUACGGCCGAAGCCGCUGAUCUACAAGCCGGAGAACGUGAGCUGCAAGUCCGAGCCGAUCGAGACGAAGUGGCACUGGGCGCCCGGAGCGUGGCAGGACGCGACCCGGACCAGCGCGUUUCAACCGUACAAGCCACCCACCCUGCUCACGAAUUUGCAAAGAGGCAACACUCAGACGCAGAUACACCAGCUCUACGUCGGCAACGACAUCACGUUUCACACUUUGGCAGGUCAGGGGGAACUCACGUCCGAUCAUAUAAACCCAAGUACAGUGGACAAGAUCGAUGAGAAGGGUCUAACGGGCUUGAUGUGGGCCUGCGCUUACGGACAAUUGGGUAGCGCUAGGCAAUUGAUCAAAAAGGGCGCCAGUAUUAAUCAUUGUGGACCAAACUUACAGACCAGUCUGCACUACGCGGCUGUCUACGGCCAUCACGACGUUGUCAAAUUAUUGUUGAACAAUGGCGCUGACCCUAACGCAUGCGACGAGGACGGUAAUACUCCAUUAAUAUAUGGAGCAUUUUGCGAUCACCCUCACGUGUGCUACGAGUUGUUAACAAAAGGCGCGGAAGUGACAAUUAAAAAUUCCGCAGAUGUAAACGCUUAUAUGGCGGCGAUUACGAAUAAGUCUAUGAAUGCUAAAGCGGUUAUUGAGAAUCACUUGAUUCCACAAAUUAUAAAUAUACCAACGGAUGAAUUAUAACGAUAUUUGUAUAUUGUGUACGUUUUUACAAGUUGUAAAUAAAUAUUAAGAAACAGCAGUAUA
Wasmannia auropunctata (little fire ant) is the source of this 1222-nucleotide messenger RNA. Its product is annotated as ankyrin repeat family A protein 2. The transcript has 5 exons. The record is from RefSeq and is a predicted model, not a curated record. Gene Ontology annotation, molecular function: protein binding. NCBI's taxonomy places the organism in Eukaryota, Metazoa, Arthropoda, Insecta, Hymenoptera, Formicidae. Bases 338 to 1159 code for a protein of 273 amino acids.